This is a messenger RNA of Verticillium alfalfae VaMs.102, 3615 nucleotides long. Its product is annotated as splicing factor 3B subunit 1. The record is from RefSeq and is a predicted model, not a curated record. Gene Ontology annotation, molecular function: mRNA binding. Bases 1 to 3615 code for a protein of 1204 amino acids. Gene Ontology annotation, cellular component: U2-type prespliceosome; U2 snRNP; catalytic step 2 spliceosome. Gene Ontology annotation, biological process: spliceosomal complex assembly. Lineage: Eukaryota; Fungi; Ascomycota; Sordariomycetes; Glomerellales; Plectosphaerellaceae. The transcript is spliced from 2 exons.
AUGUCUGACUCGGACUUCGAGACGAUCCGCCAGCUCCAGGCCGAGCGCAACGCUGCCGCUGCCGCCAAAAAAGGCUCCAACGCCUUCGACCCUUCGAACCAGCGCCCCGACGCGGUCAGCACCAAGCAGAAGCUUACUGACACCGUUGACACCGAUCUCUAUGAUGCCAACGGCGCCGAUAAGUUUGCUGGCUACGCCACCUCUAUUCCUACCGGCAUCAACGGCGAUGAUGACGACGACGACAUGAACGGCGUCGACAAUACGCGCCGCCUCGUCGGCCAGUAUACUGCGUCUCGCGAUAUGCUCGACGAGUUUUCUCGCGGCGAUGGCGUCGAGGAGGAUGACGUUCUUGCUGGCCGCGGCGAGAAGAGCAACCGGAUCACCGAUCGCGAGACCGACUAUCAGAAGCGCCGCUUCGACCGCGUCCUCACCCCCACCCGCGCGGACCCUUUUGCCGCAAACCGUCAAGCUGGUGCUGCCGAGGGCGGCUCGACCUACCGCGAUGUCAUGGAGGCAAAGGAGCUCGAGCGCGAGGAGGAACGCGUACGCCGCGCCAUCCUGGACAAGGCCGAGGGCAGGGUCGAGGAAGGCAAUACGGCUCCCGCAACCCUGACCAACGGCGACGACAAGGAGAAUGGAGACUCUGGAUCAACUGAGCUUGCUGCUGCCGGGCGUAAGAGGAAGAAGAGAUGGGACGUUUCGUCCACUCCUACGGACGACGCGGCUGCCGCCCAGCCUGAUGGUGCCGUCAAGAAGCGAUCCCGGUGGGACCAGACGCCCGCCCCUGGCGCUGAGGUUGUCAAGAAGUCGUCUCGCUGGGACCAGGCUCCUUCUGCCACCCCGAUGGGCAACCAAGGACUAGCUACGCCCAUGCACCCUUCGCAGGCCGGCGGUGCUAUCUUGCCGAGCACCUUUGGCCCCGACAUGUCCGGCCGUAACAUGCCGCUCAGCGACGAGGAGCUCAACGAGCUUCUUCCCGGAGAGGAGCAGGGCUACAAGAUCCUCGAGCCCCCUCCCGGCUACGCUCCGCUUCGCGCCCCAACCCACAGGCUUGUGGCGACGCCUGCUCCGCAGAGCGAAAUUCCCGGCAUCGGCGACCUCCAGUUCUUCAAGGCCGAAGAUAUGGCCUAUUUCGGCAAGCUUACCGACGGCACCGACGAGAACGAUCUCAGUGUAGAGCAGAUGAAGGAGAGGAAGAUCAUGAGGCUGCUCCUCAAAGUCAAGAAUGGUACACCACCAAUGCGCAAGACUGCUUUGCGACAGCUCACAGACAAUGCUAGGCAGUUUGGAGCUGGUCCACUCUUCGACCAGAUUCUGCCUCUCCUCAUGGAGAAGACUCUGGAAGACCAGGAACGCCAUCUGCUCGUCAAGGUCAUCGAUCGUAUAUUGUACAAGCUCGAUGACCUUGUUCGGCCCUACGUGCACAAGAUUCUCGUUGUCAUUGAGCCGCUGCUUAUCGACCAAGACUACUAUGCCAGAGUGGAGGGUCGUGAGAUCAUCUCCAACCUCAGUAAAGCCGCUGGUCUCGCCACCAUGAUCAGUACCAUGAGGCACGACAUCGAUCAUACCGAUGAGUACGUCAGAAACACCACCGCCCGAGCGUUCGCCGUCGUGGCCUCGGCGCUCGGCAUUCCAGCUCUUCUUCCUUUCCUGAGAGCCGUCUGCCGAAGCAAGAAGCAAUGGCAGGCGCGACACACGGGUGUCAAGAUUGUGCAGCAGAUUCCCAUUCUCAUGGGUUGCGCCGUGCUUCCCCAUCUGAAAGGCCUUGUGGACUGUAUCGCCCCCAACCUGAAUGAUGAGCAGACCAAGGUCCGCACCGUCACCAGUCUGGCCAUCGCCGCCCUUGCCGAGGCAUCGAACCCCUACGGUAUCGAAAGUUUCGAUGACAUCCUCAACCCCCUCUGGACAGGCGCGCGAAAGCAACGAGGCAAGGGUCUUGCUGGCUUUCUGAAGGCUGUUGGCUUCAUCAUUCCCCUCAUGGACGAGGAAUACGCCAACUACUACACGAGCCAGAUCAUGGAGAUUCUCCUUCGAGAGUUCUCCUCCCCAGACGAAGAGAUGAAGAAGGUGGUGCUCAAGGUGGUGUCGCAGUGUGCAGGUACCGAUGGUGUCACCGCGGGCUAUCUCAAAGAACACGUCCUCGACGACUUUUUCAAGAGCUUCUGGGUCAGAAGAAUGGCGCUUGACAAGCGCAACUACAGACAAGUUGUCGAGACUACGGUCGACAUUGGCCAAAAGGUCGGUGUCAGCGAGAUCAUUGAGAGAAUCGUUGUCAACCUGAAGGAUGAGAGCGAAGCAUAUCGCAAGAUGACGGUGGAGACGAUUGAGAAGAUUGUCGCGAGCCUGGGCGCUGCCGAUAUUGGUGAGAGACUCGAAGAGCGACUCAUCGACGGCAUUCUGCACGCAUUCCAGGAGCAGAGCGUUGAGGACAUUAUCAUGCUCAAUGGCUUUGGUUCUGUCGUCAAUGCGCUGGGCUCGCGAUGCAAACCCUACCUCCCACAAAUCGUCAGCACCAUUCUUUGGAGACUGAACAAUAAGUCGGCCACUGUACGACAGCAGGCAGCUGAUCUUAUCUCGCGAAUUGCUAUGGUCAUGAAGCAAUGCGGUGAAGACGCACUCAUGGGCAAACUUGGCGUCGUGCUCUACGAGUAUCUGGGCGAGGAGUACCCGGAGGUUCUUGGUUCCAUCCUAGGUGCCCUUCGAUCCAUCGUUACCGUGGUUGGUAUCACACAGAUGCAACCGCCCAUCAAAGACCUACUCCCCCGUCUCACCCCUAUUCUUCGCAAUCGACACGAGAAGGUCCAAGAGAACACCAUCGAUCUCGUUGGUCGUAUCGCUGAUCGUGGCCCCGAAAGCGUCAAUGCACGAGAAUGGAUGCGAAUCUGUUUCGAGCUCCUUGAUAUGCUGAAAGCCCACAAAAAGGGUAUUCGUCGUGCGGCCAACAACACUUUCGGUUUCAUCGCCAAGGCCAUCGGUCCCCAGGAUGUUUUGGCUACUCUGCUCAACAACCUGAGGGUACAAGAGCGCCAGUCUCGUGUCAACACGGCUGUUGCUAUUGGUAUCGUGGCCGAAACCUGCGCGCCUUUCACCGUCCUGCCUGCUCUUAUGAACGAGUACCGUGUUCCCGAACUCAAUGUUCAAAACGGUGUACUCAAGUCACUCUCCUUCCUUUUCGAGUACAUUGGCGAGAUGGCCAAGGACUACGUUUACGCUGUUACACCACUGCUCGAAGACGCGCUCAUCGAUCGCGACCAGGUCCACCGACAAACAGCUGCGUCUGUUGUCAAGCACAUUGCUCUCGGCGUGGUCGGUCUCGGUUGUGAGGACGCUAUGAUCCAUCUUCUCAACCUUCUCUAUCCCAACUUGUUCGAGACGAGUCCACAUGUCAUCGAUCGCAUCGUCGAGGCUAUCGAGGCUGUCCGCAUGGCUGUCGGACCUGGUGUUGUGAUGAACUAUGUCUGGGCGGGUCUCUUCCACCCGGCGCGCAAGGUACGCCAGCCCUAUUGGCGGCUGUACAAUGAUGCGUACGUCCAGGGCGCGGAUGCCAUGGUACCAUACUAUCCCAACCUGGACGAAGAUAAGAUGGACAGGCCAGAGUUGGCUAUCAUGCUUUGA